UUGACGUUUCUGCCGGUAGAAGAGAUCGCCGUAGUCCGUCGGAGGGAAGCGGCUCUUACGCUUGUUGCCACGUCGGAGUAGCUGGCCCGGCUGGGAUAUUCAUUCAAUAUAAAGAUUGUAUUUUAGACACGGAUAGUGUGUUUCUAGUUCACCUGUAAUCAUGGUGAGUGUUUUUACUGUCUAAUUGUGAUUUAGCUACCUGCUAAUGUUUGUGUUGUUAAAUGUUGACCGUUGGUUGCUGACGUUUCCAAACAGCUAGCUUAUUAGCAAACAUGGCUAACGACUGUUAGCUCGUUUCUAAAGCAGUAGUGAAUGUUUUUACGCUGUUUCGUUGUAAUUGUGUUUUAAAUGUUUACUUGUGUUUCUCAGGUUUCCGUUAUCAACACUGUGGACACCUCCCAUGAGGACAUGAUUGUAAGUAUUGCUUUCCCGACAGACCAGACGGUGGCUCGUAGAUAUAGUUCAUGUUAGCAUUUAGAAGUUGGGUCUAUUGGAGUUAAGGUAACAGAACAAAACCAGCAUAUGUGAAUUUAAAACCUCCACGCUAUAUGCUUGACAUGGUGAAAUUUGGGUCAGGUUCAGGCAAAGCUCAGGGAAACAAUCGACUUAGCACUACUUCAGAAAGCUCACAUACUGACUGCUGGUGUUAUGUAUAUAUAAUGUGUUGGCAUAUAAAUUUACAUUGACACUGACAUGCUCUUAAAGCUUUUGAGCCUUAAAGAAAUUACAACAUAACUGAGCAGCAGACAUAUUGCAUUGAGCAGUGGUUCACAACUUAUCUCACUCUGGGACCCACAUUUUCCUAUGGUCCUUAAGUCGCGACCCACAUUUAUAGAAUUCAAAUCAAGCAAAUUUAUAUAUAUAUAUAUAUAUAUAUAUAUAAUCUUUAACAUAAGUCCACUUGUUUUAUUGAGUAAAGUGCAUUCAGAGCACACAACUACUGAAGUUGCACAUACAGAUAAUAUUGAAUAUCUUCUAAAUAUCGCCUUUAAUAUUUACUUUUUUGACUGUUUGUGACCCAUCCAGAAUGUGUCCGCAACCCACUUUUGGGUCGGGACCCACCAUUUAAGAACCACUGGCAUACAGCAGUGGUUCUUAAGUCCAGUCCUCGAGGCCCACUGUCCUGCAUGUUUUGGAUGUUUCCCUGCUCCAACACACCUGAUUCAAAUGAUCAGCUCGUUAUCAAGCUCUGUAAUGGCUUAAUAACGAGCUGAUCAUUUGAAUCAGGUGUGUUAGAGCAGGGAAACAACCAAAACAUGCAGGACAGUGGGCCUCGAGGACUGGAUUUGAGGACCACUGGAAUAGAGUAUUGCAGGUUUAUUGAAGGACACUUACCAAGUUUGGUCUCGGUAAACCGACCCUUACUCAUGUACAACCCCAAAUCCAAAAAUUAAUGAAACAAUGCUUUCCAUUAGUGGUGCAACGGAUCACAACACUCACGGAUCGGAUCGUUCCUCGGAUCAAGAGUCACGGAUCGGAUCAUUUUUCGGAUCAGCAAAAAGCAGUUUUGUCUGUAUAUUAAACACUUAAAUGGUUGAAUUAAAAUAUAUAAAAGUAGUGCAUACGGCAUAAUAUCUUCUUUUCAACAUAAUUAUUAAUGAAAAACAACUUAAAGUGCAAUAUAUAGGCAUAUCUCCUUCCUUUAAAAUGUAACAAUGAACCAAAAAUGAAGUAUGUGCGCGGUGGGAUAUUGUAACGUGGCCCAAGCACUUUCAGCAUGUUUUUAAAGCCCUCGUUUGCACAACUGAAUAUGGCCUCAUGUCUGUAGCUAUAAACACACCGAUAGCGUUUGUGAUAGCUUUAACCCGGUCGGAUUGCGCAGGAAGAGGCUGCUUAAAUGCUGCGGUGAUGAGUGGUUGCUGGCCAGCUUUCGUUUUAUCUCAGGUGUUGUGACAUAGAAUGCACCCCUGCCGUAGAAUGCACCCCCUGACGGGAGCGCGGUUUAAAGUACAUAACGAGGCGAAAUAAUCCAAGUUUUUCUUACAUUGGAUGGAUUCAAAAGCGUUUGCCUGUAAUAAUUUCAUUCAGGCUAUUCAAAGAAGCCAAAAACAACAGCCCUUGGAAUAUUGCUGUCCCGAAAAUAUAAUGCUCUCCACCUGGACAGCUUUCUGUACAGUUUAUUCCCAAGUACACCUCUAUAUUUGCAUUUUUGAGACACAUAAAAAGAAAAUGAAAGUUUGCUGCUCCAUUUGACAUGUUGUCAUGAUCUAAUACUCGUGUUUCUUUAAAUAUGAGAUCAUUAUCUCCAUUUUAAGAAGCUAACGAGUGGAGGGGAUGCAGGGGUGCGUUCUACGGCAGGGGUGCAGUCUACGGCACAACACCUGUCAUUAAAACACCCGGGUGAUGUCGCUUUCAAAUGCGUGAACAUACUCGAUGUGUUUCCACUGUCAUAUGGCUUUCUUAUGCCAAAGUGCCUACACACCUUCGCAGUUUUGUCCACUGACCUCUUUCCUUCCUCAUCAUAGUUGACAGGGAAGCCAAAUUUUUUUUUUCAGAAAUCGAACCGCGGGUAACGUGUGUGCCGAACCGAUGACGUCGAUCCGAACGGAUCACGGAUCAAUGAUGAUCCGUUGCACCACUACUUUCCAUGCUUAUAAAAACAGAUUUUGAUGUUCUACAAAUCAUUCAAACCCUACAUCUCCCUGAAAACAGUGAGGGGUGUUUAAAACCAAACAGUUGUUCAUGGUAGUUAAAGGGAUAUUCCGGUGUAAAAUUAAUUUAGGGUCAAACACAUCAUAACACCGAGUUAAACACCCCCUUGAGAGAUGACUGUUGCAGACCGCUUACUUUUCUAGUUAUACCAACUUUAUUAAUGACAGUCGGAUUGUAAUACACAGCGGUCUGAGGAGACAUAAACAAACCUCAACCGAAAAGCCACUCUAUAGCCACAAAUAAUGCUCAGAACAGCACCUAACUUCUAGCCUGGCUGGGCCAUCCUGUUGCGUGAAUCACUUGCCGUUCUUUCCCACAACAGUCUGGACUUCGGCCCAUUGGGAGCGUGUAUUCCCUAUCACAAAAUAACCGGGCCAAUCAGAGACCGUGUUUCCACUGUUACCCAACAAAGUCGGCAGAAAAUGUUUAGAUCCGCAGAAGACGUCGGAUAUAAACGAUUUCUGCUGACUUUGCAGAGUGAACUGCAGAAUUAACAGCGUUCUGAAUGAACGGGGCUUUGAAAAGUCCCACAGCAUGUGUUAGACGUCACCAUCUACACAUGGACCAAUCAGGGGCUGCCUUUCCCUGUUGUCCGGGUAACAGUGGAAACACGGUCUCUGAUUGGCCCUGAACAGCUGUUGAACAGUUGACAUCUUGUAAUAAGAAUGGGACAACAUUUUACUUUCCAAACUCCUGAAACUAGUCUGCUGAGUUCACUAACAUCUACAGAGUGUUGAUGAAAGGAAGAUCUGAUGAUACAAGAUGGAAAACACCACAGAGGCUAAACUUAUCUAAAAAAAUUAAGUCACAUCAAGUUUAAAAUAAGCAUGUCUUUUUCAUAAAAAACAUAAAAAUUCUCAUUUUCAGUGUAAGGAUCUGCUAAAUGUUGUGUAUCACGGUGAACAAGUAUUUCGUCAUACCCUACCUUUCAAUCCCCUUGUUGUGAUUUACUCUUUUUACUCUGAUUAACCAAGCAAACCGUGACACCCACCAUAAUUAAGAUGUAUGUAAAACCAGUUCCAAACAAGUCCUUCAGAGCUCCUUCAGUUUUCAACCUGAGGACAGUCCUCUACCAAACUGCAUCAUAUUUACAGUAUGGCCUCAAGUAAGGUUAAUCCUGUUGAACUGGGAGGAAGCUUCACCUGAAAGCCACCCCACCAAUACAAUCUUAGAUUUUCCUCUUUUACUUGCAGUGACCUCGUGGAGGUUUAGAGGUAAUAUAUGAAGUUUUUAUUCUGCUCAGUUUUUUCCUCAUGUCUUUUCUUGUUUGCAUUUUUUUCCAGCAUGAUGCUCAGAUGGACUACUAUGGCACUCGACUGGCCACCUGCUCCUCUGACAGAACAGUGAAGAUCUUCGAUGUCAGAAAUGGAGGGCAGAUACUUGUAGCAGACCUCAGAGGGUAAGACACUAAAGGUCCAUGACCAAACCUCAGAGCUGAAGCUAAACAUAGAUUGAUGAGCGGUUAAUUUAUGUCAGUGUUGGGCAAGCUACUUAGAAAAUAUAGUGAGCUAAGCUACAGGUUAUUCUACAUUAAAUGAAGCCUCCUACACUGAAGCUACCCACCCGAGAAAUGUAGCGAGCUAAGCUACAAUAAAAUGACAAAAGUAGCUUAACUACAUCAAAGUUUCUUUUCUUUUUUUUUUUUACAUCAAACUUACUUCAUUACAAGUCAUUGCAAUCUAGUGAUCAAUGAAGCUGUGAGACAAACAGAUCAGAUCAGUUUGAUUGUUUAUUAAACUCUUCUCUCUCUCAGCAAAACCAGUACUUACAAGGGCCCGACCGAUUUAUCAGCGAGCCGAUUAAAUCGCUAAACCAAUUUUUGCCCGUUUGAGACUAAUUGGUAAUUGCUUUUCUGGUCCAAGUUUGAUUCAUGAUAAAUUCAUGAUACAUACGUGGAAAAUUACUGAGAUUAAUAUUACUGAGAAGUGUUUUAACUUCAUAAAAAAUUUAAAAUAGAAUUUUUCUUCUCCCUAAUAAUCGGUAUCGGCAUUAGUCCCAAAAAAUCAAUAUCGGUCGGGCCCUAAUACUUACAUAAUCACAGCAACAACAAAAAAAAAAAACAGGUGUUGCAUAUGUGUGUGUGACUGUCUUCAUUUAUGAUGAUGCACACACACAUAACGUUUUUCUUUCGCUUCCAAAUGACAAGUUGCCGGCUCGUGCUAUGUUAGCUGUUGAUGUUUGCUGGCUGAGUUGUGACGACUAGCUUAGCUGGUGAUUGUGUUAACUUCAGGAAAUACCUGAAUGUGUGUCCUUAAAUUUGCGUUGGACGUCUUGGAUGUUGACAGGAGCUUCCUCUUGGGGUUGCACAGUAAACAUCGGGAUGUAUAACUGCUCUGUGAGGUCUUGAUUUGUGACAUGAACUUGUUGAGAUAUGGUCAUGGGGAUUCACGAGGUGAAGACAGCUCUGCCUCUGCCUCCUCCCCUUACAUUGUCUUCAGCUGUGCGCUUUCCAUCCUAGCAGCAUCAGACAACUCUCGCAUGUAUCUUUUAAUACACAGUCUAGGACACGCAUCAGCAGGACGAUAGGUACGUGACAUUACACGGGAGAGAUGCAUUUACCCCGGUACUUUGCCACGAAAUCAGCUUCACUACUGAAAAGCUAUUUGAUGUAGAAAACAACGACAAUACAACCACGCUACUGAGAAAUGUAGUUAAACAAACCGCUACUUGCACUACUGCCCAACACUGGUUUAUGUUCCAUGUGUCACACAAAUAAUCUGCGUUUAGCAAAUGGUAUUAAAAUCAGCUGUAAUGAUUGUAUUUGUUUGUGUGCUGUGACUCCACUACCAGUUGUUUUGUCAGGUUUUGCCCUUUAGAAAUACUGAAAAUUAAAAACAGCACACUAAAUAAAUAAAAAAAAAGGCCGCGAUGUGCAACCACACUUGCCCUUCCACAGUUGUUGUAUUUAUAUCAAACCUAAAUCUGAGUCUCUGUACUUGUGCAGUCAUGAAGGCCCGGUGUGGCAGGUAGCGUGGGCUCAUCCAAUGUUUGGCAACAUCCUGGCGUCAUGUUCCUACGACCGUAAAGUCAUCAUCUGGAAGGAGGAGAACGGUACCUGGGACAAGAUGUAUGAAUACAACGGACAUGAAUCAUCAGGUGGGUACCUCUAUGCGUGUCCAGGUGAAUUAAUGCACAGCAGUUUAUGUGAAACUCCAUCUGUAUUUCCACCAUUCAGAGCCUUUUUUUUUUCCCCUGAUCUCUUUGGUCUGUUUUUAGAUCCUCAUAAAGUUCUCACUCUUCCCUCCCUACAGAUUAGAACAGUUCGAUCUGGCUUUGAUAUUUUAGUUUUAACUACCGAAUAGUGUUAAAGAUUUUCACAGGACUUCGCCUCAUGAGACCCUGGUCUUGUUUUUUGACUUCACUUCUGUGUGACUCCAGUAAACUCUGUCUGCUGGGGUCCGUAUGAGUUUGGUCUGAUCCUGGCCUGUGGGAGCUCAGACGGAGCGAUUUCUCUCCUCACAUUUACCGGGGAUCAGCAGUGGGACGUGAAAAAGAUCAGCAACGCACACACAGUGAGUUAAAGUUGAAGUCUUACUCUUAAGUGUGAUUUCUAUUCAGACUUGAAAAUCUGUUCUUGCUUUCUUUGCUUCACUUAUUCACUCUCUGUUGUUCUGACUUCAUUUUUACCGCCUAAUGUGCAGUGUUGUUCUCCAAGCCAACCUUAUUUGUAAAUUCGUUCCAGAUCGGCUGUAACGCAGUGAGUUGGGCUCCUGCUGUGGUUCCCGGCAGUCUGAUUGAUCAACCCUCAGGACAAAAACCAAACUACGUCAAACGCUUUGUCUCAGGAGGAUGUGACAACCUGGUCAAACUCUGGAAGUAGGUUCUUGUUUGAUUAACUUGCUGUGGCGUCCUUUGUUCUUUACGGUUGUUUCUUUUUAACUGAUGCUGAUUGUCUCUCGUCACAUCCCCAGAGAGGAGGACGGUCAGUGGAAGGAGGACCAGAAGCUUGAGGCUCACAGUGAUUGGGUGAGAGACGUGGGCUGGGCUCCUUCUAUUGGUCUGCCCACCAGCACCAUCGCCAGCUGUUCUCAGGUGAGAUGUAACUAAAUUAAGUUGGAUUUGUCCACACAAUAGACCCAAGUUGAUCAAAUCAACAGUUAAAUUUUUAACAUGUGAUCCUGCACCAGCUCUGAGUAAGUUGGAAAGUAAUUUCUUAUUUCAGGUGAAAUUUACACUCUGCAUAAACACAAGUUACAACUUAAAUCUUACAGAGAGAGGUGAAGUCCUCUGUAAAAAACUGCUCGUCAGGGACAUUGAUAAAUGUGGAGGAUGAGCAGAAGAACAGCCAACAGCUAGCACUGUGUUCUCAGCCAUAGAUUACAUUAAUUAAAGAUGAAUAAUAGCUUUGAAUUGUAUUCUUGCUCUUUUUCCAUGAUGGGAGAUCAUCUAAUCAAUACAACAAUAGAGUAUGGAUACAGAGAGUUCAGUGACUCUGUGUCACGACUAAAGGUCCUUAAACACCGGGGCCAACGCGAAUAAAGAACGCAGGAUUACGAAAUAUUCGGAGGAGAAUUUUGAUGCGCCUGACUAUACACAUCAAGCCCGAUGCGAUUUUGCAACUUUCCAGGGGGAAAAAGACGCAUCCCGGGUGGAAGCGAGAAGACUGACACAACAGCAGACUGAGUGUUUUUCAGUUCUGAUUAGACACUAGUGUUGAGAUGUCUGUCUGUCAUGAUAGCAUGUACUGAGUCGGGGCCAGUACCAGAUAAGCACAUUAAACUAUAAUCCAUAAACGUAAGGUAACAACCCAGACCUAAUGAUGCUGUGACAGCAACACGAUUGAGUUUGAGACAGUGAAAAUACAUAUGGUAUGUUGUAUCUGAACAGGUUAGCUUACGAGCUAAAGUUACUUAGCACAGAUGAAAGUUAAAACAAAGACGUUUAGCAAACUGUUAAAGCACACAAACCAUCGUCAUAUGAGAAAUCUGACGCUAUGACUCUCCACAAGUUGUCCUUCAGGUCGUUAUCUUUGUAACGUUUGUGUCUUUUAUCAAAAAGUACUCUGUUCUCUGACAUGUAAACAAUCAGCAAGUCGGCCAUGUUGGAAAUACCGGUGAAUCAGACGUCGCAACAACACAGGUCAGAAGUGGACACACAGUAUGCGAAACUUUAGAAAAAUCGACCAUGAUCCGAAAAAAUAAAUGCUGCAAUAUCGCAGGACGGGAAAACGUUGCUGAUGUGAACGCUUGUAUUGACAGGAUACGGGUUUGAAAAAAACAGAAUCUGGAACGGCUCCGCUCCAGCCCGGGACGGCAGGCGGAUCAAAUACACAAGCAUUAUAAUCAAUAUGUGUGAUUACACACAAUCCGUCCACUGCGGAAUGGCUCCGACGGCCGGAUCAGAUACGCAUUGCUUCUAUUUUUGCGGGACGCCGCAGCAGCACGGUGCAUCAAUUCAGUGCAGCGCAGCACGAGCAGCAGCUACAGAGUAAAAUAUUCAGUUAAUUUUCAAAAUAAAAUGAGGUCAAUACGUUGACUGGUGAUUGACUUAAUAAUAGGAGAGGCCGGGGUUGUUGGAUGUAGGUGUUUAUAUACAUCGACCGGCGGAUCUCAUCCAAUGUCUCACGGGGAAACACGCAAGAGUCUUGUGAGAAAUAUCGGUAAUCUCGCAAGCGCUUCUCCUCUGAUGGUGAAGGCGGAUCGGAUCAGGUUGGCGCUGUAUGCUUGCGUAUUUGAUCCACCUACCGGUCCGAAGUGGAUCAGAGCCAUUCCGGAUCCAGUGGAAUCCCCGGGUCAGUGUUAGUUUUGUUUCCUCUCACUGUUCUUCCUCUACUAUGACCAUUUGCGUACACAGCACAUCUGUCAGUCAUCUUGAUCUAACCUAAUUGAUGACAUGAAAUAAACGAAUUGUCAUGGACAUAAAUCAGCAUGAUUUUAACCACUUGCAAAAACAGGAGCCCUGUCUGAGAAACAUUGAUUUGACUUGUAAUUUGAUUUUGUCGUUUGACCCAUGUCCCAUCUGUUGACAUGGAGGAGGCAGACUCUGUGACUGUCAGUGCAGCCAGGCAGUAGGAGGAGCUUUAUUGUUUUGACUUCACUUUUACUGAGCUGUUUUUUUCCUCCUGCCUGACUUUAAUGAAUAGAAGCUAACACAGCCCACUUUGUUUCAAGUCAACAGAGUAAAUGUGAGAGCAUGUUUUGCUGUGCUGUUUUGUCAGUGUGUCUUUGUCACUUUCUCGUAGGACGGUCGUGUGUACAUCUGGACGUGUGACGACCCUGCAGGAAACACGUGGAACGCCAAACUUCUCCAUAAGUUCAACGACGUGGUUUGGCACGUCAGCUGGUCCAUCACUGGAAACAUCCUGGCUGUUUCAGGAGGAGACAAUAAGGUAGAGCUCAAGAGUUGACAUGCAGUACAUCAUUUAAUGUACCUGCCUGUUUGUUUAUCUGAUUUCUUUUUAAAAAGCAUCAGAGUUUCCAGUAAUGUUUUAUUUUUGCACAUUUUGUUGGCUUUAACACCAAUCAUGAAUGUGGUUUUUUUUUCUGUCUGCUGUACUGACUUAUUGUGAUUGUGUUGAAGGUGACAUUGUGGAAGGAGUCAAUGGACGGUCAGUGGGCGUGUAUCAGCGAUGUCAGCAAGGGGCAGGGCGCCGUCUCCUCCAUCACAGAGACACAGCAGAGCGAGCAGUGACAUUUUCAUUGCUUGUGUGUGUGUCAGUGUGAUACACGCACAAAGAAAUGACGACACGAGACGCCGACCUUAACCACCGACAUCGAAAAAGCUUCUUUUGUCCAGUUUUGUUUUGUUUUAUUUAAUGAAACACCAAGAGUUGUAAGUGAGUCCAGCUGCUGGACUGGCGUUCUCUUUCUGUACAGAAUUUCUACUCACAGAUUCACCAGGAGAGAAACAAUCACAGAUCCACGAUGGAGAGUCUUUUUAAAGUUAAUAAGACUGUUAAUUACUUUAACACAUAGUUUUCUUAAUCACAUGCACUCCACUGUGUCUUGUUCCCCAUCAGUUUCUUCAUGUAUAUCAAGACUAUCCAAAUAUAUUUAAGAUGCAUCUUUUAAAACCCCAUUGUCCUUUUCCCACAAUGCUCUGCUCCUGAAACAUUCCACUUUUACAGGCAGAGAAACAAAACCUUAAAAUGUCUCCCCCUAAAUCACAGCACCAACCUGAUUCUCUCAGUUCUUUGUGUUUAUAGAUUUACUAAUUAAAAAACAAACAACUUUGUUUAGGGUAGAAAAUAAUCCCCACUUCCAGCUUGUCAUUCAUGUCUGAAUUAUUGAGCAUGUCAUGUGCGGAGCAUAAGCAGCUUCACUGUUCUGACUGUAAACAGAUGUUCAUUUUGUCACGGUGAGAUGAAUCAUUGCCAAAAAUGUAAUUACUGAUGAGCUGAUUUCAGCCCAGAACUCUGAAACAAUAAGAACAAACAGAAUAAAUGAUUUAUACGGAAAAGUAUGGAUGAGUAUUAUUCUGUCUUUCUGUCUUUGUUUGAUGUCAAAGCUCAAACAUUAGCAGGUGUUUGGAAACUCAGCAGCACUCUGACUAAAUCAGUUGUUCAUACCAUCAUGGUGUUAAGGGGUCGUUUAUCCGAGCAGCAAUGCUUGCUGUCUGGAAAAAAAGGUAAUACUGGAAGUAGUUUCUCCAGUGUCCACGCAUGUCCUGCUCCAAAAGCAAAGAAAACACAUUUUUACAGAAAAAAAUGAUAACCUGGUGCAAAAAACAGUGUUUUCUCUGUAAUUGUGAGUGGUGCCCUGAUUAAAAAUGCAAAAAUAUGAAUUUGAUUAAUUUUAAAUAUUUAUGUCUGACAUUUACUAGAAGUUCAGACUGUUAUAAUUCAGCCUGUUUUUUUUUUCUGUCCCUGGUGGCUUUUGCACAGAGUUAAGCUGAGGUUAAACUUCAGGCCUGAGUAAAAUAUGUGUUUUAUGAGUUGUAAAAUCAAUGUCUCACAAGAAAAAAGUAGUGGUAAUAUCUUUCUCUUUUAUCAGAAAACAGUCAAAGUAAACCAUUUUUUAUACAAAUAUAGUAAUUUCAGAUUUUUUCAGGAUUUGUGUUUUUUUUAGAGAAUAAAAUGGAAGUAAAGCCUUUUUUAAUUUUUAUUGACCAGAAUAAAGUCAUGUUUAAGUCAUUUUUGAUAAAAGUUGUAAGACAUAAAGUUGUUAUGCUACUUCAUGAGAUUAAAAUCACUGCUACAAAAUCAAA
Xyrichtys novacula (pearly razorfish) is the source of this 10797-nucleotide messenger RNA. The record is from the annotation of a GenBank genome assembly. NCBI's taxonomy places the organism in Eukaryota, Metazoa, Chordata, Actinopteri, Labriformes, Labridae.